CUGCCUAUUCCUCCUAUUCAAGGACUGGAGCUUCUCCAAGCCCAUGAAUGUAGUGAAUGUGGGAAGGUCUUUCUUAGUGCCCAAAGUGGGCAACGCCAUGCAAGUAAAAUCCAUGAGAUGAAGACUCUAACUUCCCAAAAUGCUUGCUUGACUCCCAUAUUGGCCCAAUCUUUGUCCAAAAACAAAUUCUAUUUCAAAGUCACUGAGCCAGCCACUGAACCUGGCCCUUCACCAACUCCUGGCCCAUCUCAGCCACAUCAAGCCCAAAGACCUAGGUCAGGAAAUAUAUCAAGCCCUUUAUGCAUUCCCUAACUGUCUCUUAGGGUGGUUGAGUCCAGUGACUCUGAUAUUGAGAUGGUCUCUGCCAGGGAUGUCAAUACCUCUCUGAGAGCCUCUUCUGCCUUUGGACCCUCUGCCAGUCUUCCUACCAGGCCUGGUUCUUCGUCGCAGCCUGACUCUGGCAUCACCCCAGAUCUGGUGGAUUCCCUGCUCCGUCAGUACCAGGAAAUCCAGAAGCCCCAGCCAGAGCAAGCCAAGAUCUAUCUCUCUGGGUCUAGGGAUGAGCUCAAUGGAUUUCAGCUCCACACCAGGUAUCCAGAGUUCCUGCAGCAACGCUCCCUCCCAAAGCUAAGAAAUCUCUUCUCUCUAUCCCUAGAGCAUUCUGAUCGAAUCCAUGAUUUCCUGACUGCCUGCACCACCUAUAUAUUCGCCAAAGGCCAGAAGAUCAUCCCUCUCCUUUCUCGCCAUGUUCGAUGCCUUCUCAAUAGUUUUGACAUUGAGCAUGUGACUCUGCGCCCUUUCAAACCCCUCCAGGAGGCAGCCAGUGCCCAGAAAUAUGCCCGCGUGCUUCACAGCUUUCUCGUUUUUCUGUUGGAGAGCUAUCCCUACCAGGUCACUAGGGGGCCUAGGGAUAGGGACCUGAAUCGACUCUAUGCUAUAGAUCACAUGGUCAAGGCGGGGAUUCAGGAGCUCAAGGACCUGCUACUAUCCCCCACCCUAGCGGAAGAGGAUGAGGAGGCACCAAAGGCCUCAGGCCCCUUGCAGGCAGGCAGUGCCCGUGCCUAUAUUGGUGAUGACCUUGAUGGUGAGAAUGAUGAAGAGGAUGAGAUCGAUCUGGCCCUGGACCUAGGGGGGGAUGAUGGUGAGGAAGAUCUUGAGGACUCUGGUGUUCUCGAGAAGCUCGAGCGGCAGGCCUGGCAGGCCACCAGUGGUUUUCAAUUCACUCAGGCGGCAGUGCACGAAGGGGUGGCUCUCAUUGAAAAGCUCCUCAUUGACCUGGUCACCAGGCAUGAGUCAUAUGACAUGAAGGGCCCUAUCUACGCGUUCCUGGCCUGUUUCAGUAUUCACUACCAGGAGGUGACCUUCAAGCGAAUUGACCGCAUCAGCCAGUCCUACUCUGCCGUUAUCUACGCCAUGCAGCUGGUCGCCAUCAACCACCAUUGGACCCCAUGGAUCCGGAGGAUCCUUGAAGCGAAAGAGGAUGGGCAGGACCAAGCGCUGGCUAAUGCGGCCCCAUUUCAUGCUGUCUUCGGCCCCUGGCUGCAGACCUACUUCAAGCACCAGUCUUUGACUUCAGCCAGCGGUGGCAUUCCUAUAUCGGCAUGGGGCCUGAUUUUGACUUUUUGAGCUUUCUCUAUCAAGGCAGACCGCUG
This is a messenger RNA of Monascus purpureus, 1652 nucleotides long. NCBI's taxonomy places the organism in Eukaryota, Fungi, Ascomycota, Eurotiomycetes, Eurotiales, Aspergillaceae. The record is from the annotation of a GenBank genome assembly.